Messenger RNA from Zootoca vivipara (common lizard), 2970 nucleotides. RefSeq names its product activator of basal transcription 1 (gene ABT1). Gene Ontology annotation, molecular function: RNA binding. Gene Ontology annotation, cellular component: nucleolus. NCBI's taxonomy places the organism in Eukaryota, Metazoa, Chordata, Lepidosauria, Squamata, Lacertidae. Gene Ontology annotation, biological process: small-subunit processome assembly; endonucleolytic cleavage in 5'-ETS of tricistronic rRNA transcript (SSU-rRNA, 5.8S rRNA, LSU-rRNA); endonucleolytic cleavage in ITS1 to separate SSU-rRNA from 5.8S rRNA and LSU-rRNA from tricistronic rRNA transcript (SSU-rRNA, 5.8S rRNA, LSU-rRNA). The record is from RefSeq and is a predicted model, not a curated record.
GCCGUAAGUGAGCACCGGAAGUGCUCCGCGCAGAUUCCACGAGGGCGUCGGGCGUGCGAGUUCUUCGUGGGAAGAAAGCAACUUUCCAGCGCAACCUUCCCUUCUUUCCCCGACGCCACCCAGUAAAAUAAUAAUAAUAGUAAUAAUAGUAAUAAUAAUAGCGGUUAGAGCAACGCUUGGAUGGCUGAUCAAGGUGUAGAGAAGUGUCAGGAGACACCAAGAGCUGAAGACUUGGUAAUGGACAGUGAAGAGGAAGAGGCAGUGACUGACCAGAAGGAAGAAGGAAGUGAGGCUCAGUUGGAUCUCUCCACUGAAGAUGGCGGCAAAAAAGUUGUGCCAGGCAUAAUUUACCUUGGUCACAUCCCUCCUCGCUUCCGGCCACGACACGUUCGUAACUUGCUUAGUGUGCAUGGUGAAGUAGGACGUAUUUUCCUGCAGCCUGAAGAGCGAUUUAUACGAAAGAAAAAGAAGAAAGCGGGUAGCAAUGCCAAGAACUUCACUGAAGGCUGGGUAGAAUUCAGGGAUAAGCGUGUGGCAAAGGUGGUAGCUGCCAGUUUGCACAAUACGCCCAUGGGUGUCCGCAGGAGGAGCCGAUUCCAUUAUGACCUCUGGAAUAUGAAGUAUCUGCACCGCUUCAAGUGGACUCACCUGAGUGAGCGACUGGCCUACGAGCGUCAGGUGCGGCAGCAGCGCAUGCGGGCCGAAGUUUCACUGGCCAAGCGCGAGACCAAUUUCUACCUGCAGAAUGUGGAGAAGAGCAAGCGCUUUUCGGAAAAGGGCAGUCGGGGAGGACAGGAGGAGAAGAGCUGGGGCUUUGUCCAGCGCCAGACGGAGGAAGAAAUCCAGACCAGCAAAGGGAACAAGCGCCUGAAGAAGCAGUUGGCCCGGGCUGCUGAGAUCCAACAGAAAUCCCAGUCAAACAGCUCUCUGCUAUCCAAGAUCUUCAAUAUCCAACAGUAGUGCUUGUCCUCUGGAAAGUCAGACUUGCUGCUGAUCCUGGUUUAGCUGCUAAGCCAAGCAGACUCAGUCUAUUCUUAAACCUACCAAAGCAGGCAGGGAAAGUUCAUUCGUUGUUGUUGAAAGGUGCACCGCACAUUUUAUACAUACGCUGUGGAUGUAAAACUUGUUGAUCUUUCUGCUGUACGAAGCCUCUCUUUAAGGGAGCUGUCUGGCUUUGCCUGAGCAGCAUUAAAGCUUUCCCCUGUGGGGAUUUGGCAAAGGUUUGCCCUUUUGGUGGUCCUCUUGGUGACUUGAGAUUGGCACUGGCUGUCCCACCUUGCCCAGUCCUGAAUCAAGUUCCGAAGUUGAUCCAGCGGAAGAGUGCGCUGUUCUAGAUCGGAUGAUGCUGUUGGGGAGGGGAGCUGAAACUAGCUAGAGUCCAGUUGCUAAUAGGAACCUUGGUCUUCAUUCAGAAAUCAAGGGGGAAUAAAGGAACAGGCCAAGCUCCGCCUUUGUGGAUUUUAUAGACAUUUCAGUUCUCUGCCGCUGAUCAUCCAAGAUACUUUGGAAUGAGAAGCGUCAAAUGGGGACUCUACGUAUUUUGGUGACAGUAAGGUGAUAAUACUGUUAAGUCAAUAUGCAGCGGAUAUUUGAAACCAACAUCUGGGGCUAAAACAGCAAUAAACGUACAGACCCCAUGAAUACUGUGAGGCUAAAAAUGUUAUUUUCCCAAAAAGUAUUGAAUUGGGUUUGGGGUUGCUUUAUCAUUUUCAUAUCUUGUCCAAAAAAUAUGGUCUGUUACUACUGGAAUUGUUUCCAUUUAUUUUAUUUUAUUUUUUGCAUUUUACAAUGUUUCAACAAUAGAACUUAAGCCUAAGCAGAUUCCACCUACAUUAUGAAUUAUUUCCAUUUUUAAUGUAUGUGUGUGUGAGAGAAAGCAGGUACCAACUGGUAAAUAAAAAAAUCAUUUUGAAGCACUGGUUGUCUGUUCUUCAACCACAGUAUGUGGUACAUGAAGUGGGAAGUGUUCUAAAGUAGCAUCUGAUUCCAUGUUUAGGUAAAAGAAGAGUUGGUUUAUUGUAGCUCUGGUUUGAAAUGCUCAACAUUUCUCUGGUAAGCCAUAUGCUAAAUGUGACAUACAACUUCAUUAUGCAGGAAAAGCUUGAAACAGAAUACAGCUUUGCGGGUCCACGAUCUCGAGGAGUUGGAAUUGUGUCUGGUUCUUGGAGCCCAGAAAUCCUGAGAAAAGCUUCCACCUUUCCAUCCAAAUGUCUUUUCUCUGCUGGAAUAGGAUGUGUUUGAGUUCUGCAAUAUGGCUUCUGAAUCUUGCCUCCAGAGGAGGGAGAUAUGGGAAGGCAUAGAAAUAAGGUGGUAUAACGAUGAACGUUGAGUUUACAUAUGAAGUGAAAUUCAUUCUCUGCCUCUAAGUGAAAGAUGGAGAGGUUCCUGCUGUACUGAUGGGAGAAGGCAGGCAUAAAAAUAAAAGCAAUUUGACAAGCUCUGAAAGGCUUUGAGAAUUUCUCCUCCUAUCUCUACACCCUUAACUUUCCCUUCAAAACUGACCUAUUUGUAUCCCAUUUGUGUUGUCCUAAAUUAAUGAUUUAACCUCUGUCUUUAUUGCCCCAUCGCAGGACUGAAACUGCCUUGGUUUUGCACUGGUUUAUGAUCUGCAGCAGGCUAUGGAAAGAGGUGAAAGCUGCCUCCUAGUCCUGCUGGAUUUCUCAGUAGCCUUUGGUACCAUACCAGUGAUUCUUAUCCCUCCUCCUGGGCUGUAUCCAGAAAAGUAGUGUUGUGGGGGCGAGUGUUCAGACCUCUGGGAAGUCACUUGUGGGGUGCCUCAGGGCUCUGUCCUCUCCAUGUUUUUUAACAUCUAUAUGAAGCCUCUGGGACAGAUCAUCGGGGUUUGGGAUAAGUAUGUGGAUGAUACCCAGCUCUACCUUUUUAAAAAUUGGAACCAGUAAAGGUGGUGAGCGUCCUGUGUGUCUGGAGGUGGUUGGAAGAUGGAUGGCAGUUAAUGGAUUGAGGUUGAGU